CUCUUCGGCAUCCCUCUCCUCGUCUCUAACUCCAAAGCAAUAAGGCAAUAUCAAUACCAACAUGAGCCCAAAUCCAUCGAUUGCCGCACAAAUCGCUUCUCUGGCCCGCUCCGUCCAGUCCACAGGCUUUGCCGAUGAGGCCGCUCGGCAAGAAGCGCUGGGCUCUGCGCGGGGCUUGCUGCAGGCGCUGGAAUCGCCGGUUGAAAGGAUCUUGCAAGAUGUCGUGGUGAACUGCUCCGUCUUGAUGGCUCUCCGCAUGGGCGUCCAGCUGGGUAUAUUCACUCGGAUCAGUCAGAGUGCGGAAUCCGGUAUUACUGCUGAAGAAAUCACCAGGGCGUCCGGGGCGAGUCUUGUUCUUGUCGAACAAGUCAUCCGACUGCUCGUGGCCUCUGGAUAUGUCAAGCAAGAAGAUGCGCAGACAUUCAAGCCGUCCGCUCUGACGACGGUCAUGGCCGACCCUACAAUGGAGGCAACCACACGGGCCUGCUGCGACAUGGGCAACCUAUGCGCUCUCAAGGCCCCCGAGUUCUUCCGCAGGAACAACAACCAAUUCCCCAGCUCAGCCAAAGACACCCCCUUCCAGCUCGCGAUGAACACCAGCCUCGGUUACUUCGAAUGGCUCGGCCAGAACCCAGACCUAGCCAAGGAUUUCCAGCAGUGGAUGACAAUGAAGCAGAAAGCGACACCAAACUGGGUCGACUGGUUCGACAUCCAGGGAGAAGUCAUCGAUGGCUUCAAGUCGGAUUCUCCAGAGAACGGCGUCCUCCUCGUGGACGUCGGCGGCGGCGAGGGCCACUAUCUACGAGAAUUCAGGGGGAAGUUCCCCCAUGCUCCUGGUCGGUUGAUUCUGCAGGACCUCCCGCAUGUCGUUUCAAGUAUCGAGAGUCCACCACGGGGUAUCGAGGUGACCGUGCAUGACUUCUUCACUCCGCAGCCUGUGAGAGGUAACUGGACUGCAGCCGCAACCAGUCCCCUGGUUUAAAAGACACUAGCUUAUUGUGCUUUCGUCCAGGUGCACGGGCAUAUUUCAUGCACUGGGUCCUCCACGACUGGUCCAACGAGAAAUGCCAGUCCAUCUUGCUUAACAUUGUGGAUGCAAUGGAGCCUGGAUACUCCCGUCUGAUCAUCCACGAGCACAUCCUGCCCGACGUGAACUGUGAUCUGCCCUCUGCGUGUAUGAGCGUCAUGAUGAUGGUGCAGGUUGCUUCUUUUGAGCGCUCCGAAAACCAGUGGCGUGGGUUGCUUGAGUCGGUAGGGUUGAGGCAGAUUCGGUUCUAUCAGCCUCCUGCCACGGGUGAGGGGAUUAUUGAGGCUGUUAAAUGAUAGACGAAUAGAAUGUAGAUCCAUG
Messenger RNA from Monascus purpureus, 1348 nucleotides. The record is from the annotation of a GenBank genome assembly. NCBI's taxonomy places the organism in Eukaryota, Fungi, Ascomycota, Eurotiomycetes, Eurotiales, Aspergillaceae.